AUGGGUUGCUGUGGUUGUGGAAGUUGUGGUGGCUGCGGUGGCUGCGCUGGUGGCUGUGGUGGCUGUGGUGGUGGCUGUGGUGGUGGCUGUGGCAGCUGCACCACCUGCAGGUGCUACCGGGUGGGCUGCUGCUCCAGCUGCUGCCCCUGCUGCCACAGCUGCUGUGGGGGCUGCUGCAGCACUCCUGUGAUCUGCUGCUGCCGCCGCACCUGCGGCUCAUGUGGCUGCGGCUGUGGGAGGGGCUGUUGCCAGCAGAAGUGCUGCUGCCAGAAGCAAUGCUGCUGCUAGGCGGCCGGCCUGGCUCUGCUUCUAGACUGAGGUGUGGGGUCCUGCUUUCUCCAGGUAAUGAGACUUUCCCCCAUGCCCCUGCCUGCUUCUCUCUCAGACCUCCCCAUCUGGUAUCAUCUGGGUGUCCAGGGACUUGCUCCUUUGGACUCUAUAACCCCCUCUUUGAACCUAGUGGUUUAAAAUCUUUUUAUUAAAAAAAAUCCAAAUAGGAAAUGGCCAUUACCAAAAUACAACCCCAGACUCAUCCCUAAAGAUCAGUCCGCCUUGCUGAGCCCAGCCAAGAGGGUCAUGAUCCCAAGCGUUCUGUUUCCUGGGUGUUCAGAUGGCCUCCACCUUUGUGUUUCUACUUCUCUGCACCUGCAUGGGCACCAUUUCCCACCUUUUCUAUGAGUUUUGUUUCCAGUCACCACAUAGCUACUGCUUAUUUCCCUAAUAAAACAAUGUCAACAACCCU
Molecule: messenger RNA, 742 nt
Organism: Pan troglodytes (chimpanzee)
Lineage: Eukaryota; Metazoa; Chordata; Mammalia; Primates; Hominidae
Product: small cysteine and glycine repeat-containing protein 7-like
Exons: 1
Coding region: 1-288 (95 amino acids)
Source: RefSeq, a predicted model, not a curated record